Messenger RNA from Jaculus jaculus (lesser Egyptian jerboa), 3063 nucleotides. RefSeq names its product G-patch domain containing 1 (gene Gpatch1). Gene Ontology annotation, molecular function: RNA binding. Bases 19 to 2805 code for a protein of 928 amino acids. Gene Ontology annotation, biological process: mRNA processing. Gene Ontology annotation, cellular component: nucleus. The record is from RefSeq and is a predicted model, not a curated record. NCBI's taxonomy places the organism in Eukaryota, Metazoa, Chordata, Mammalia, Rodentia, Dipodidae. The transcript is spliced from 20 exons.
AGCCCGGAAGGGAUCGGGAUGGCGGCGCUGGACAGUGACAGCGACGAGGACCUGGUCAGCUAUGGGACGGGCCUGGAGCCUCUGGAAGAAGGUGAAAGACCAAAGAAACCCAUUCCUCUUCAGGAGCAGACUGUCAGGGAUGAGAAGGGGCGGUAUAAGCGGUUUCAUGGCGCCUUCAGCGGAGGGUUCUCUGCGGGGUUCUUCAACACUGUUGGCUCCAAGGAAGGAUGGACACCUUCUACCUUCGUGUCGUCACGGCAGCACAGAGCAGACAAAUCUGUUCUUGGGCCUGAGGAUUUUAUGGAUGAGGAGGAUCUUAGUGAAUUUGGGAUAGCACCCAAAGCGAUUGUGACUACAGAUGAUUUUGCUUCUAAAACCAAAGACAGAAUACGAGAAAAGGCCAGGCAGUUGGCAGCUGCCACGGCCCCUAUUCCUGGAGCCAUUCUACUUGAUGACCUCAUCACACCAGCAAAGUUAUCCAUUGGUGUGGAAUUGCUAAGAAAAAUGGGUUGGAAGGAAGGCCAAGGAGUUGGCCCUCGGGUAAAGAGAAGGCCACGCCGACAGAAGCCUGAUCCUGGAGUGAAGAUCUAUGGCUGUGCACUGCCACCUGGAGGCUCUGAAGGAUCCGAGGAUGAAGAUGGUGACUACUUGCCUGACCACGUGACCUUCGCGCCUAAGGAUGUCACACCUGUGGAUUUUACACUGAAAGACAAUGUCCAUGGACUGGCUUACAAGGGCCUGGAUCCCCGCCAAGCACUGUUUGGAACUUCAGGAGAACAUUUUAAUCUUUUUGGUGGAGGGUCUGAGGGGCCCAGCAAUCUUCUUGGAGAUGUUGGAUUGAGUAAAGGAAGAAAACUGGGAAUUUCAGGCCAGGCUUUUGGUGUAGGUGCUCUGGAGGAGGAAGAUGAUGACAUCUAUGCCACAGAAACCCUGUCCAAGUAUGACACUGUGUUGAAGGACGAGGAGCCUGGAGAUGGCCUCUAUGGCUGGACGGCACCCAGGCAGUACCGAAAUCAGAAAGAACCUGAGAGAGAUCUUCGAUAUGUUGGCAAAAUUUUGGAUGGAUUUUCCUUGGCUUCUAAACCUUUAUCUUCAAAAAAACUAUAUCCACCUCCUCAGUUGCCAAAGGACUAUCGGCCGGUGCAUUAUUUUCGACCUAUGGUGGCUGCAACCUCUGAGAACUCUCACUUACUUCAAGUGUUAUCCGAGUCAUCUGGAAAGGCAGGACAAGACCCAGGGACACAGAGUAGGCACCUGCUCAAUGCCUCCAAGAGAGGGGAGUUGCUUGGAGAGACCCCCAUUCAAGGUUCGGCUACUUCAGUGUUAGAGUUUCUGUCUCAAAAAGACAGAGAGAGAAUCAAAGAAAUGAAGCAGGCAUCUGACCUGAAAGCAGCUCAAGCCAAGGCCAGGAGUCUGGCCCAGAGUGCUGCAAGCAGCAGAACGCAGCCCUCCACGUCAGAUCUUGGACAUUGCUCUUGGCACAUGACCUUGGGCAGAGGAGCAGCCACAAGAGCCAGCAACUUCAAGCCUUUUGCUAAAGAUCCAGAAAAGCAAAAGCGAUACGAAAAGUUCUUAGCACACAUGCAAAAGGGUCAGAACGAUGCACUGGAACAAUGCUUGGACCCCAGCAUGACCGAGUGGGAGCGAGGCCGUGAGCGGGAGGAGUUUGCGCGGGCAGCCCAGCUGUAUGUGUCUUCCAGCGCGACCUUGUCCUCCAGGUUCACUCACGCCAAGGAGGAAGACGAUUCGGAUCAGGUUGAGGUUCCAAGAGAUCAAGAGAAUGAUGUCAAUGACAAACAGUCUGCCGUGAAGAUGAAGAUGUUUGGGAAGCUCACCCGAGACACGUUUGAGUGGCACCCUGACAAGCUUCUGUGUAGGAGGUUUAACGUGCCUGACCCUUACCCAGGCUCAACUUUAGUUGGCUUGCCACGAGUAAAGCGAGAUAAAUAUUCAGUCUUCAACUUUCUGACAGUCCCAGAGACAACCUCUGUGCCCUCAGCUCCAGCACCAAGGGCAAAAGCACCGCAGCUCCAAGGGGCAGACAAAUCCAGGAAGCCAUCCCGAUGGGAUACAUCCGACCAAGAGAAGAAGGAAGAUUCCAUUAGUGAAUUUUUAAGUUUGGCUAGGUCAAAAGUUGGCCCACCAAAACCAGACUCCAGUCCUUCAGGAAACAAAGAGGAUGAGCAGGGCCCGGCUGCGCUCUCAGACAAGACAGUAAGCCAAGGUGUGGAUUCACAGACUGAGGGAGAAGCUAGCCGCCCAUCCAUGGACUUAUUCAAGGCCAUCUUCGCCAACUCCUCCGAUGAGCAGUCCUCGUCCUCAGAAGAUGAGCAUGAUGCAAGCGAGAGUGAUCGGGAGGAGACGGAGGAGGCCAGCCCCAAAAGUGCCCAGGAGGCUGCCCUGGGGGAGGCCUCUGUGACCCAGGGUGCCGAGCCUGCGCCUGCCGAGCCUGCGGCUCCCUUCCCCAUUCAGAAGAUGCAGAUUGACGAACGAGAAGAGUUCGGUCCACGGCUGCCUCCUGUCUUCUGCCCCUAUGCUCGUCAGAAGCUUGAGACACCUCACAAGGAGAAACACAAAAAAAGCAAAGAGAAGCACAAGACCAAGAAAGAGCACCGCCGAAAGAGAGAGAAGAAAAAGAAACACAAGAAGCACACACACAAAAGUAAGCAAAAGAGUAAAAAAUCUGAAAAAAGUAGCAGUUCUGAGAGUACGGAGAGCAGUGACAGCCAGAGUGACGAGGGCGUGCUGGACUUGUCACCCCAGGAGCUGCUGAGACGGCUGAAACGCCUCCCACUAAGGAGGUAGUGAUUGAAUCCUAACCUGGCCUGUCUGGGUACCGAAUCCCCCCCCCCCCCAUGAUGGAUGUCCACUGAUUGCUUAGUUCAUGCAGUAUGCAGAUUGUAUUUAUAUGUAAAUUUCUUCUGUAAUAUCAUUUUUAAAACUUGACAUUUCAAAGGCUGCCCUGAAAAGUGCAGAAAUUAAUUUCUAUUUUUAACUUCAGCGCAUGUCAGAGGGAAAAAAUUUCACUGAACAGUUUAAUUAAAGUGACAUUUUUCUAUUUUC